Molecule: messenger RNA, 1439 nt
Organism: Effrenium voratum
Lineage: Eukaryota; Dinophyceae; Suessiales; Symbiodiniaceae
Source: the annotation of a GenBank genome assembly
AGCGGUUAGCUGAUACCAGGUGCCCAUAGGUGCCCGCAAGUGCCCCGAUGUUCGCAGCAUCAUUCGUGCCAGCAUGGCGUCUCUGCGGCGCCGGCGUGGGCAUGACAAGCGCCACCAGAGUCACAGGCACUGGCAGCGGCCUCGGAGGCUCCGGAGGCUCCGGCACCUGGUCGGCCUGGAAGCCACUCCUUGCGCUGGGCAUCGCCAAGUGCGGCCGGAGCCGCGGACGGGCCGCACGGGGCCUGCAAGCGCUCGCAGAAGUGGUCGAAAUCAGCGCCGAGGUUGGCUUGGGCCUGGUGUCGCCUCAGGGCGCCAAGGCGGGAGCUGUUUUGAUUGAAGAGGAUCCUUUGUUGCAGACCUCCAAGGACGAACGGCUCCCCGAGUCCGCAGCAAGGUUCAGGACCCUGCCGCAGGGCACCAAGCAGAAGCUGCUGGCACUGGCGGCCACACCCGGCCAAGCUGAGAAAGAGGUGGGCUUCAGUGGUGAUGAGCUGCGUUUCGUACGAGUGCUGCGCACGAACUCUGUGUCGGUGCCUGGGGCUGGCGGCGCCGUAUAUAAGACAGCCUGCCGGGCCAACCACAGCUGCAGACCCAAUGCCUCCCUGUGCGUCGGCCCAGAUGCCAGGAUGCGGCUGAAGGCUUUGCGAGACAUUGAGCCUGGGGAGGACAUCCAAGUCUCGUACAUUGGGGAGGGAGACCUGCUGCGGCCCACCCAGCACCGGCAGAAGCAGCUGGCCAGCUGGGGCUUCAAAUGCGGCUGCGUGCGCUGCAGCGGCCCGGAGGACACCCGGGCCUUCACAUGUGCGGCCUGCGGCACCGGGCUGAUGCACUACGAGAAGUCGGAGGUGAGCGGGCACCGCUGGGGCCCCUGCAGCUGCUGCCAGGCCGUGCUGCCGGCGGAGACACUGCGGGGUGCCGAGGAGCAGUGGCUGGACCACGUGCAGUCUUUGCGGCCCGAGUCUCAAGAAGCAUUGGCGCCUGUGAUGGCAGCAGCUAUGUAUGAGGGGCUCUGCUCGAGCCUUGCGGAAGGGGGGCCCACGGCCGGCCCGGCACUGGAAGGGCACUGGGUCUCCGCGAAGUUGGCGCGUUUGGCAGCGGAGGAGCUGGUUCGCCAAAGGAGGUACCAGGACCACUGCCGCGGGAUUCUCAGGAGGCCCGCGAGGCUGCUGCCGUGCUGCGCAGCUACGUGCGCCGCACCCUGGGGAGUGCAGCCACGCGCGCCACGGCCUUCGCCACCUACAUCGAGGCGUGGGUCCUGGCCGAGACGGGAGACCCAGCUGCGCUGCAGCUGGCGGAGCAGGCGGCGCAGGAGGCGGAUCUGCUGCCGCGGAGCGGGGACCAGCUGAGGAUCAAGGUGGAAGAAGUGAAGGACCUGGCGAGGAAGGUGACUGCGUAGUCUCCAGACCUUGUCAGCGCGUCAGAAACUUUCAACACGAUCC